Saccostrea cuccullata (small rock oyster) is the source of this 3878-nucleotide messenger RNA. Its product is annotated as ferric-chelate reductase 1-like. The transcript is spliced from 19 exons. The coding region runs from base 38 to 3037 and encodes 999 amino acids. The record is from RefSeq and is a predicted model, not a curated record. NCBI's taxonomy places the organism in Eukaryota, Metazoa, Mollusca, Bivalvia, Ostreida, Ostreidae. Gene Ontology annotation, cellular component: membrane.
CAAUAAUUUCUGAAGACUGUACAUUGACAUAUGAAGAAUGAAACGUCGGAGAUGCAGGUUGUCCUUCGUCUGCCUGUUAACUAUACUAGUGUUUAUGACGUCAUCAGUGAGUGCUUACAGUCAGGGCGCGGGGGCUCAGGCCUGCUCCUCCCUCACCCCCUGGCAUAGUGCCAACCAACCACAAACAAACCCAGUCCCUUACGUAAUCACCGUGUCCAAAACGUCAUACCGCCCUCUGGAGCAAGUUGUAGUGACUAUUCAGGCUUGCAAAGGAUAUUCUUUUAAAGGAUUUUUAAUUCAGCCGAGAUUGGCGCAGUUUUCCACUCAGGACGUGAAGAUAGGAGUGUUCGGCAUGUACAGCAAUGCCCCAUAUCAGUACACGUGUCCCGAUAGUCGAAAUGGAAUAAGAGGACAAGCUUUAACACACACAUCAAGUGAAGAUAAGACCAAGAUUAGAAUUGUCUGGCAAGCUCCCAGAGUACCACAAGGCCAUGUUGUCUUUAGGGCCACCAUUUUGCAAGAGUACACCACUUUUUGGGUUGCUGUCAAUUCUCCUAUUGUGUAUGAUGCUUAUAGUUCAGUGAGACUGGCACAAUCCCAGGUCCUCAGUCUGACCAAUAACAUCUCUCCUAUCUGUAAUGAACCUGUGCAGCCAUCUACACUACCACCACCACCAACGACGGUCACAACAACAACCCCCAAACCAACUACACCAAAACCAACAACAACUACACCAGAACCAACAACAACUACACCGAAACCAACGACAACCACACCGAAACCAACGACAACUACACCGAAACCAACGACAACCACAAUGAAACCAACAACAACUACACCGAAACCAAUGACAACUACACCACAACCAACGACAACUACAAUGAAACCAACAACAACCACAAUGAAGCCAACAACAACAACACCAAAACCAAUGACAACUACAACGAAACCAACAACAACUACACCAAAACCAACAACAGAACCCUUUACACCUCCUCAAGGUACCUAUUUACCUCCUGACCCGGACUGUAACAAGACCAAAGGUUGUUUCCAUGACUGCAGAAGGGGGGUGUGCUCGUUCAUCAUUUCCUGGAGGGACAGAGAGGGGUACCUUGACAUGGAGAUUAGGGCACAUAUCCCCCUCGGGGGAGAUAGAUGGGUGGCAGUGGGCUUCUCUUAUGAUAACAAAAUGGGCAGUGACAGUGUAACCGAGUGUAUGUCUGUUGGUGGACGAGUCAGUGCCUUCCAGUCAUACAACUCAGAUACUCACAGCAACUCAAGGCUCAGAGAUCCCAAACUGGGACUAAGCAGAGAGUAUGGUUCUUUUGUGGAUGGUAUAUUUACUUGUGGAUUUACCAGGGAAAAACUGGUUCCAACCGAGAGCAGACUGUUUAACCUCAACAAACAAUGGUACAUCUUGUAUGCUCAUGGAACAGCCAUUGAAGGAUUGAAGCUUCCCCAUAUGUACGACCCAGCACCACCAACAUCAGAGAAUGCCAUCAAUUUCCAGGCGUAUUUAGUUAAUAUGCCAACCACUACCACCCCCCGCACCACUACCACUCCCUCUACAACGGUAACCACGGCGAUGACCACUACCACCACGACAACCACUACCACUCCAAGACCUACCACAACCACCAGAAGAGUGACUCUCAGGCCCACCACACCAUGGCGACCACCUGUAACAUGGAAACCUGUCACAACCAAGGCCCCAUCCACCACCAUCAGAACCACAACCAUUCAUGAUCAUGACAAGCACACCCAUUAUCAUAAUGAGACCCUUCAGGCAGACUUUGGGUGUGGGGACACCAAGGGAUGCUUUGCCAAGUGCAGUGGGGGGCAGUGUGACUUCAUCAUCACAUGGAAUGACACUGGGGAACAUGUCCAGUUCGAAAUGAGGAAGAAAUUCUCUACGAUGGACCCAAAUGACCACUGGAUGGCAGUGGGCUUCUCAGAGGAUAAAAGAAUGGGUGAUGAUAGUGUGACUGAGUGUGUGAGACAGGAGGGUUUUAUUGUGGUCCAUCAGUCAUUUAAUGAUGUCACUAAAUCAAACACAAGACUAAAACAGAGUGGUUUGGGACUGAGUGAUGUUUCAGGAAGCUAUGUGGAUGGGAUGAUGAUCUGCCAAUUCUCCAGAAAGAAGCAUCUUCCUGAUGAGAAGCAAAUCUUUGACUUGAACAAUGAUUACUACAUGUUUUUUGCUUAUGGAGAGGCCUCACAGGGUGAGAAGAGGAGACACAGUUUAAGGGAUCUCCCCAUUGUUUCCUCAGAACCUGUAGAUCUCCAGAAACACAGCAACAUACAGGGAAAGGCUGUAUAUUUCCUGGUCAAAGUUCAUGGUUGUUUGAUGGUCAUUGCCUGGGUCUGUCUAGCCAGUAUUGGAAUCAUUGCUGUACGGUACUAUAAGACUGUGUGGCUGGAGGAGACUUGUAUGAGGGAGAGAAUCUGGUACCAGUCUCAUAAAUUCUGUAUGAUAACCCUGUUUCUGUGUGUAAUGGUGGGAAUAAUCCUGAUUUUUGUUGAAAUACAAGGGUAUAGUCAGAUUGAUGGCAAAACCUUUCAUCAGGCUCACCCUAUUAUGGGACUUAUAGUCACACUCUUUACUAUUGCAAAUCCCAUAAUAGCCAUUCUGAGGCCCCUUCCUGGCACUGUAAAGAGAAAAAUAUUCAAUUGGAUUCACUGGGCAGUUGGCACGGGUGCCCAUUUCUUAGCAAUUGUGACAAUAUUUGCUGGUGUGGAGUUAGCCAAAGCUAGAGCCCCCUUCUACAUUAGCUACAUUCUGAUAGCAUAUGUGUGCUACCUGUUUAUUGUAUUCUUCAUUUUGGAAGUUCACAGCUUUAUUUCUAAAAGAGCAGAACAUAAGAGGGAUCAGACAUAUAUUUAUGAAAUGCACAGAAAGCCCCACUACUCCAGCGUGAAUCACUCCCUGGACGUUGAGCCACCGUACAGCAAAGUGAAGAAGGCCAUAUUUGGUUCCCAUAUUCUAAUUACAGUAACUGUGACAAUUAUUAUGUGCAUUCUGCUGUUCAUAUCCUAAAAACAACAAAAUCCUUGGAGGGUUGUUGUCUGAUAUUCCUGUAAGCCUGUAGGCAGUAGACUGUUGUCUGGUUCCAGUCUGCUGCCAUGAAGAGUUGUCAGCAGGAGGAGAGUGACUUAAUGUACAAGUCUUUAUCCUUUGCUCUGGCAAUGGGAUUCUGGCUGGCCCUUAAUUUAAAACCAGGUCUGGUUCUUAAUCAUUGCUAUACCUUUAUUAUAAGAAAUGAUUGCAAUUAAAUUUUAUAUAUGCUUUUUUUUAAACAAACAGUCUCAAGGCUUAUAAUCAGGACCUGUAUUUUCUUGUUUAAUGAGUGCUGGUUUUAUUGAGUGUUACACUGGUUCUCUUUAACUAGUACCCGUGUUGCAAGUUGUAUGUUUAGCUGGUUUAAUAUCAGUUUGUCCCAUAUCUGUGAUGUCUCUAUCUUGGUGAUCAUAAUAUCAAAAAUAUUCAUAUUCAUGACGUUCAAUUAACUUUAAUUUUGUCAUCAUUCACAUGUGUUUUUUCUUGUUUAUUUUUUGUGUGUAACUUGAUUUUCAUUGUACAUUGCAUCUUCACCAAUUUUUCCAUCUAGUAAUUUAAAUUAUUAGUUUAUUUAUGAUUGUCAUAUAUGUAUCAUAAUUCAUAUAUGAAUGGAUGCGAGUGUUUUCUAGUCAUAUUCAAAAUACAGAAUGUUUUUGUUCUAAGAGAGAGAGAGAGAGAGAGAGAGAGAGAGAGGUUUUGUUGAUUGUACAAUACUUGAUUGAAACAUGAAUUUACAAAAAAUGUAGUUGUAGGAGUUUUUCCUUCCAGUUUUUAGAAUAAGUCUGAUGCAAUGUGAUAUUUAGAAUUGGAAAUAAACAUU